UAAAUGUGUAAAAGUUAAGGUCACCAUUUUUACGUCGUUUCAUGGUUGAAUGAAGAUAUAGGACUUUAAAUCGGAUAGCUACCUUUAAAUGGAAAUCUAUUUCAAUUUCAAUUCCACGAAACGAGUAUUUGUUCAUUCAUAUUUAAUCGUAAACAAAACACUAGCUUUACCUUCUUGUUAGGUAGUGCAUAAAAUCUAUAUAUUUAACCUGGAUCUAUAUUGUCAUAAUAUGUGUUUAAGUGACAGCGUUAUAUCUAGUAUCCUGUGUUAUAAACUAUGUUAAUCAAAUAAAAAAGGUUUAAUAUUGUGUGGAGUAAAAUGACUUGCAAAUAUGCAUAAAAAUUAUAUAAUAACAUUGCUUUAUGCCCGGCUAAAUGUGCAAAUUUUUGGCGUAUGAUACAUUAUAUCUUUAACAGCUGGAGAAACGGAUCAUAUUUUACGCAAAUAGUUUAUAAUUAGGUUAUAUAUAUCACUGAAUACGUUGAAUGCAAAGUAUUUGUUGAGGAUGCAAUUUACAUACUAAGGAGUGUUUAUUAUCUGUUUAUAUUCUUAAAAAUGAGCCAAGAAAACAAAAGGCCGUGUAAGUUAGAGCUUGAUGAACAGUCAGCCGAGGCAAGUUACGAGGAUCCUGUCGUGUCUUUGCAGCUAAAAUUUGCAAAUAUGUCACCAGAUGAUUAUGUCUUCUGUCGUAAUCAUUUAAAAUGUUCGUCAAUCACGAAAUGUAAUACAAAAGAUCAAGGCUCACAGUCUGACGUACACCUACAUACACCUGCACGCGCUUCUACGAACACGCAGACGGACUUUGCCGUUGAUACAACUGGCAAAUUACCAAAAGUGUCGGAAGAAGAACAAGAAGAGGCAGAAGAUACAAACUAUUCGAGAGAUGAAAUAAUUGAAAAGAACCUGAGAAAGCAUUUGAUCUACAUCAGCCAUUGUAUAAAACCAGAUGUUCUCAUCCAAUACUUGCAAUGUUAUACCCCAGACCAAAAAUCAGACAUUUUGGCGGAAAAAAGUCCCAUCAGAGCAUCUAGAAAAGCUUUAGAUAUGUUAUUAGACAGUGUAGAGGAUCCAGGGAGAUUUGCAGCAUUAAGGGAUGCUUUGGAACAAAAUGGAGGCUACCCUAAAAUUGUGAGAAUCCUCGAUGGCGAAUAUGACCCUGAGGACAGGAACUUUGUACGAAUUGUCGAACUCUUUGCCCCAGAACUUAUAGGUUUAAUAAGACCAUCAGAGCUUUUGCCUCAUCUUUUAAGCAAAGGAGUGUUCACGCAAGAGGAUGUACAAGAGAUAACAUCUGAAGAGAACAAUCAUGGUGCACUUAGAGCUGCUUGCAUUUUGUUAAUGUAUCUUCCACGACGCGUAAUGGACUGGUACAGGUCUUUCCUAAAUAUUUUGAUUGACUGUAAACUAGAAGAUACUGCCAAAAUGCUUGAUCCGGACUUUUAUAUCGCAAUCACGCAAGAGCGAGAAAGAGCACAACAUCAUGGUAUUGGUUCAAUCAAACACUCAAGUAACGCCCAAAAACAAAAACCCAAAAUUAAACCAAAGCCAAAGUUUAUUCCCUCUAGAGACAAAGACGAUGACAGUGAAGAUGAAAUAGAAUAUACAGAGUUUAAUGAGGAGGAAUUAGAGUAUGUCCUUGGUAAUCAGAAAGAAAGAGAGAAACUUGAAGAAACAAUGAUCUAUAUUGACGCAAAGAUACUUUGGCCGGAGAGAAAACAAGGUGAAAAACAACGUAUUUUAUUAAGAUCCUUGUCGAAAGAAGAAUAUAGAGACGCUUGCAUAUGGUCACGAAAACGAAAAAUGUGGAAACGAAACGCUCUGAAAAUAUUUCAAGACCUUUUCGGUCAGGUUAAAGUUUCACGAAAUAGAUGUGCAAAACCAAACCUGAGUAAGAUCAUGAGCCGGAAAGAUAACAGUUCACCCAGUCAUAAAGAUUGCUUAUAUGGUCGAAGAUUUAAAAAAGUGUACACGCCAACACGUUCAUUUUGUCCAAAUGAAAACCAAGAUGAAGAUACGGGGGCAAGAAGUUCAAAAGAAAGCUGUCAAAAACAAGAGGAAGAUAAAGAAACUGAAUCAGAACCGGAAAUAGUCAACUCAAAAGAUACUGAAAAGAUAGCAGAGUGUUUAAUGGCUUGUGGCAGGCGAAUUUUUAUCAUGAAAGGGUCACUAGUUGACAUUGAGGCAGAGGCUGUUGUCAACACCACGAACAAAUGCCUUUCUUUCGAAACCGGAAUAUCAAAAACAAUUAGGGAUAAGGGUGGAUCUAGCAUUCAAGCAGCGUGUCACCAGUUUCUGCAAACACAGCGCAGUAUUGACGAAGGUGAUACGUUUGUAAGUGAGGCCGGAGAUUUACAAGCAAAGUACGUUAUUCACGUGAAUAGUCCUGUGUGCGACAAAAGGGAUUCCGAGGAGGAAACACUACUGAAGAAAACGGUCGGGCGUGUGCUAAUGGAGGCGUCAAGGAAACAAGCUCGCACCAUUGCAAUACCAGCAAUAGGAUGUGGAUAUUCUGGAUGGCCUGCUAAGACAGCGGCUCCUCUGAUUGUUGGAGCUGUGAGGAACUUUUUCCGCGAGGAGCAAUACAGCAGUGUAAGACAUGUGUAUCUUGUAGACCUUUUCUCUCAAACAACAAAACAAUUUCACCAGGCAUUGUGUGACACCUUCAAAGAUGACGAUAAAUGUGUGAUUGAGUCAUCCGCUUCAUGAAUGUGAUUAUAAUGUGAUUGUAAUUGAGGUGUUGGUGGACAAUUGUGAUAUGCGCAAAUAAAUUAAUCUCUGUGUAAUGAAAGAAACACAGAUUGAUGCGUCCACUUUGGAAUUCCAUAGCAGAUAUUGUUAGAAAUGGAGAAAACGGUGUUGAAAAUUUAGUAACGCUCAAGCCGGUGCUAGGGAACGUAAGGGAUGUUGCACUUUUACUUUAUCCCUCAUGUACAGACUCAAUCAAUUUUCAUGUAAUUUUGUUGUGAUUAAUGCUUGCGAGGGAUCACACUUUUCCAGAUUUUUAUGUGAACUUUGACUGCAGUGUAUUUAUCCUAUUAAAUAACAGUAUGACUACACUAUUAUGAUAGUAAAACUUUCAUCAAAUAACAAUAAGACUAUUUUAAGGCAAUUGUAGGUUUAUUGUUUAAAUAUCCGAAGUGUAAACCCUAGUUACAAAAUCGGAAGAAGCACGCGUUUUUUUUCAUAUACAGACAUUUCAUUUGUUUCGUCUAGUCGAGCCCAAUACCGAUUAUGCUGCAUCUACAAUCAUGGCAUAGUCAGUGUUUCGGCGAACCCAUCCAUUUGAAUGAGAUAUUGGACGAAAGCUUUGGAACUGCCCUGUACAGAAAUAGUACGUGAAAUACAAAGCGUACUUUAAUUUUAUGUCAUUUGAGCUUUCGAUUCUUGUGAAAUCAAUUAUUAAAAUGGUUUAUAUGAAAGCGUUGUCAGUAAAGCGCCUGGAAAUUCAGCUACCAUAGUAAAUUUUAGAAACGUUAAAAGCACAUUACGCUUCUGUUAAUAUGAAUAUCAUUUCCGCUCUAAAGAAAUGGCAAACCUUUUAAAAUAAGUAUAUGCACUUAGGGCAUGAAAAUAUAUUUUGUCUUUUGUACACAAUGCUUAUAAUUAUAUAUUCACUUAUGGUCAAAUUGACCAAAAAGCAAAAGAUUGUUUAGCCAUAUGGUAAGUACAUUACCAUGUUUAAAGUUAAACUUAGAUAAAUUCCAUCUAUCCAUUACUCUAAGUGAGAAUAAUUCUUUGUAUCAAAGAAAGCAUAUUCUUACAAAUCUUGGAAAACUUAGGCACGCACGGUAAACACAGACUACUACAGUGUAGUAAGUUUAUUUUUAUUUGAUUGUUUUGUCAUUAUCUAACAUUUUAUUUUAUCAUGCAUAUUUCUAAUCUGAAAAAUAAAAUAAAAUCAAUUUUAAAAGUU
Molecule: messenger RNA, 3913 nt
Organism: Ruditapes philippinarum (Manila clam)
Lineage: Eukaryota; Metazoa; Mollusca; Bivalvia; Venerida; Veneridae
Exons: 7
Coding region: 556-2706 (716 amino acids)
Biological process (GO): negative regulation of gene expression
Cellular component (GO): nucleus; cytoplasm
Molecular function (GO): transcription corepressor activity
Source: RefSeq, a predicted model, not a curated record